Molecule: messenger RNA, 2717 nt
Organism: Phialemonium atrogriseum
Lineage: Eukaryota; Fungi; Ascomycota; Sordariomycetes; Cephalothecales; Cephalothecaceae
Exons: 1
Coding region: 243-2426 (727 amino acids)
Source: RefSeq, a predicted model, not a curated record
CAAUGCCUUUUAAUUGGACCCUCAAAACCCGACCUCAACAUCGUGAACUCGAUAGAACUCGAUCAUAGCUACACGUUUGCCAAGUCAAUUGGGACAAUCGAUGGGCAAAGCCUGUCCCUGCGACCCAAUCCGACCACACGACGACAUUAAUCAACCGCAUACCUUCUAAUGACGCCCAUAUAGCAGGACAACUGCCUUCAUACGAAAGGGGCAUCCUGCCUGCCACCUCCUCACGCCUCGGGAUGCCUCCACGACCAGCGUCACAAUGCUGCCGAGUCCUCCAGCACCCGAUUUUGUCAUCGCGAGAUGGUAUCUGGGUAACAGACGCUUUAUUGGCGAGCACUUUUGACCGCUACUGCUUGGUCUCUAAGCAGCUGAGGCGAAAGACUGGCAACGUCCCAGGGCCGCUCGAGAGCAGGCGUCGACUGGGAAAGCGUCAGAUGGGGGAUCUAAAUGUCGUUCAAUCGACGCCCUCGCUUCCAGCAUGGGCCCUUCAGAACUCGAUGGAUCUCUCCAAAUGGCAUUGGGAACCUCCGACGCGCCUGCCCGCUACAGGCGAGAAGCCUGAACGUGCCUUGCCUGCUUGGUUGAGGGAAUGGGCGCCUACGGAUCUCGAAGAACAAGCGCCACAGCCUACACGAAGCCGUAACACGACAUCUGUGCAAGCCCCUUCGAUCUUGGCAGAAUUGGAUUCUUUUCGAGUGUCCAUCCUCGCAGUCUCACCUAACGCUAUGGCCCCGGAGUACAGGGAGCUAUGCAAACGACUAGAGAAACAAAUAUCUCUCGGACAGGUAGCAAGCGACGAGUUGGAUAAUGCACUCCAAGCCCUGUUCGAAGCCCUAGACGCACGGUCUGGGAAUGUGCCCGACACAUCAGUCCUCUCCAUCGCCCUCUGCUCCGCCGUUAUCAAUGGUAUUAAGACGUCGAGAGUGCUGGUACCGUCCGACUUCGGCAGUUCCUUCUGGGCCAAGUUGUUGGCACAGAUGGCUAAGCUGCCAGCCAACGAUGACCUGUGCAAGCUCUUCGAACUUACUAUGGAUACUCUUCCCACCGGCUACCAUGGAAAAUUGUCAAACGGGGUUCUGUCUGUUCUCGACACUUUCUACACAUCAUGGUCAGGCACGGAUAAUUGGGAUUCUUCUUUGGUUGCGCGCUCCUUGCAAACUGCAACAGAAGCGAAUGACCGUUUCCAAGCCAUCCUAGCUGAGGCAAUGGACUCGACCGCAAACAACACGGAACUUGCAAAAUGUCUGCUCCAACGAGCCAACGAGGUCCACCAGACGUGUCGCGACGCAAUUAAUUCUGCCACCAACGCCAUUUCUUCACAUCAAAGACAAGUCCAGGCGGUUUCCAGAGCAUUAUCAGGGAUGGACCCUAAGCGGCGGUUGUUUGCUGCCGCGAAUCAACGCUUGUCGAACCGGCCCCUUCUUUCUCCUGAGGCGUGCCACCAACUGCGGUAUAACUGGCUUUCGGUCUUAUCUCGAUUGCCUCGUAUCAGCCAAGACGCCCUGCUCGAGGCGCACAAAAUCCUUUGCAGCGAGCCAACGGUACACCCGGUCUUGUUGACCAACACCGAGAUAUGCCGGCUUCUAAUUUCCCACUGGGCUAGCCGGGGAAGGCUGACGAGUCCUCAACGAUUUGAGCAUCUCGUCGAACGUUUGUGCGCUGGACACGAUUCUGCUGGCUUCGCAGCACUCACAUACGCCCUGUCUCUCGAGGAGAAGGAUCGGAGGUGGCUCAUUGACGGCCUGUGCAAAUUCCUGAAGCAGGUUGGGCGGCUGGCGGAACUGCCUAGCUCGUUUGAAAAGCUUGGGGAACUCGAGCGGCUGCCCGUACGCCUGCUCGAGAGGCUUGCUACCGCAUCCGACGAUCACAAGGUGGCCAUUGGGCUUCACGACGCAUAUGUCAGUAGUCAAUCCGGGCCAGGCGGGUCGGAUUGGAACCCCCGCACGUGGUGGAAGUAUCUCGACGCAAUGCUCAUGGACCCAGCCGUCAGCCCAGCCAGGCUGUGGAAGAUCCUAGGCAUUAAAUUCUAUGAGGACAUGGGGAGGAAACACGAGCCGCGGCGGACCAAGCAGCGUUGCAGCUACGGAGAGGAAAGCGCCGCAAUUGUGGCGAGCCUUGCUGUGAGGUUUGCCUAUGCAGCCCAUCUGGGGAACCGGGUGGCUUACCGGCAUGUUUCACAGUGUGUCGUGUUUCUGGAGAAGUAUACGAAGAAUGUGCCCCCGUCCGUCCUCCAGGCGCUCUACCACGUCGUCUCGAGAGACUUGGCCGAGGGGCGCCCGGCGAGGACGGCACGUCUGCAGUGGUUCUUGCGGAUUGUCGAGAGGCAGUGUGGUGGGCAGAUGGCGGGUGAGUGCGGGCUCUUACUACAGCAAUGGCGGCACCUGGCGUUACGUAUGAGAGAGACAGCAGCCCUGCGCUAGUUUCACGGCAGGAACCCCGAGUGCAUGAACCAGAGUUCGCGCCCGGGCUGGCCAGUGCCUACGGGGAGGGGACCUGGUUCCAUUCCAUGUUGAUACUUCUAGGUAGCUUCUAGCCCCAAUGUAGAUUGGAAUCCAUGGCCUUGUCACAGAAGUUACGCGCAAAUGUUGGCAUGGAAGCCUCGUAUCAGCAAGAAUCCAAUGGUCUGGCUGCAGGGUUGCUCAUUAGGGAAGGUGAUGGAUAGGCCAGGAAGCACAGACGAAACAACGCAGUUACACAAUGGCUGCCGGCUG